GGAGGCUGGCCCUGUGAGUCAGCGCACAGCAGCAGCAGGCCCGGCAGUGGCUGAGCAGGACCAUGCGAGGACGGUAUGUGAGCAGGACCCUCGCCUCAGUGCUGCUGUGCAGGCAGCCCCAGCCCGUGGGAGCAGGCGCUGCUGCUAAGAGACCCUUCCCGGGUGCAGCCCCGAGACACUCCUCGGACGGGCAGGAGGGCCAGGAGCAGCCCAAGGCGUGGGACCCGGCUCUGCUCGAGUUCCUGGUCUGCCCGCUCUCCAAGAAACCACUGAGGUAUGAAGCAUCCACCAAUGAACUAAUUAACAAAGAGCUGGGCAUCGCAUAUCCAAUCAUUGAUGGCAUUCCUAAUAUGAUCCCUCAGGCCGCAAGGAUGAUUGACAGAAAGGCCCAGGAUGAAGAACCGAAGCAAACCUAGAUAGCUGUUAUCAUUAAAAACAAAACCU
This is a messenger RNA of Trachemys scripta elegans, 444 nucleotides long. RefSeq names its product PIGY upstream reading frame (gene PYURF). The record is from RefSeq and is a predicted model, not a curated record. Bases 63 to 416 code for a protein of 117 amino acids. The transcript is spliced from 2 exons. NCBI's taxonomy places the organism in Eukaryota, Metazoa, Chordata, Testudines, Emydidae.